Micromonas commoda is the source of this 1494-nucleotide messenger RNA. RefSeq lists its product with no specific name. The record is from RefSeq and is a predicted model, not a curated record. Gene Ontology annotation, molecular function: cysteine-type deubiquitinase activity; proteasome binding; protein binding. Gene Ontology annotation, biological process: protein deubiquitination; proteasome-mediated ubiquitin-dependent protein catabolic process; regulation of proteasomal protein catabolic process. The transcript has 2 exons. NCBI's taxonomy places the organism in Eukaryota, Viridiplantae, Chlorophyta, Mamiellophyceae, Mamiellales, Mamiellaceae. The coding region runs from base 1 to 1494 and encodes 497 amino acids.
AUGCCCGUCAACAUCGGCGUGAAAUGGGGCAAGAACAGCUACGACGUCGAGGUCGACACCUCCGGCGUGGGCCUCGACCUCAAGACGCAGCUGUUCUCCCUGACCGGCGUGCCCCCCGAGCGGAUCAAGCUCAUGGGACUUAAGGGCGGCAAGCAGCUGACGGACGACAUUCCCCUCGCCGAUUGCGGCCUCGAGGACAUCGCCGCGAAGAAGAAGAAGCUGAUGAUGAUGGGGAGCACCGCGGAGGUCAUCAAGGCGCCGGAAAAGGAGAUCACCUUCGUGGAGGACCUCCCCGAGGAGGAGCAGGAGGCUGCGACCAUGGCGAACUUCUCGCCCGGGCUCACCAACCUCGGCAACACCUGCUACAUGAACGCGACGAUCCAGUGCCUGUACGCCGUGCCCGAGCUCCGAUCUAUCCUCAACGACGCGUCCGCCGCGGGCGGCGGCACGCCCGCGUCCGCCCCCGCGCCCGGCGGCGGCACCGCGCUCGCCAACGCCACCCGAGAUCUCUUCAACGAGAUCAAAAACUCCAACGCGGCGGUGACGCCGUUUAGAUUCCUCGCGCUCCUGCGCCAGCUGUUCCCGCAGUUCGCGCAGGUUGGGCAGGGUGGCGUGUACUCGCAGCAGGACGCGGAGGAGUGCUGGAGCUCCAUCCUGCAGACGCUGUGCCGCGAGGUUCCCGCCAUAGACAAACUUUUCGGCCUCCGACUGAAGAUGUCGCUCAAGAAUGAGCUCACGGGGGAGACCAGGGAGGAGGUCAAGCGGGAGUACAACUUCAAGUGCAACAUCACCAUCAACGUCAACCACCUGUCCGAGGGCUUCCGCGUCGCCCUGGACGAGGAGCGCGAGUACGGCGGAGAGAUAUUCAAGGGGCACAACCGCGUGUGCGAGCUGCCCCCGUGGCUCAACGUGCAGAUGGUUCGAUUCUUCUGGAAGAUGCCCGGAGCCAACGACCCGGCUGACGCCACCGGCCAGAAGGCUAAGAUUCUCCGCGCCGUCACCUUCCCCGUGCUCCUCGACAUGUACGAGCACUGCACGGACGAGUACAAGGCGGCGCUCGAUCCCGCGAGGGCUGCGAAGAUCAAGAAGGAGGAAGCGGACGCGGAGGCUCGACUGCGAGCCGACCCGAGGGCGAGGCUGGCGGCGGAGGCUGCCGACGCCGCCGCGAGGGAGCUCGAGGAGAAGGAAAAGGAGAAGGCGGCGGCGGCUGGGGGCGAAUCGGGGGGCGAGCUCGCGAUGGACGUGGACUCGUCGGGUAUCGAACCGGGGACCCGGCCCACGGGAUUUUACGAGUUACACGCCGUGCUGACGCACAAGGGGCGAUCCGCGGAUUCCGGGCACUACGUCGCGUGGGUGCGGAACAAGGACGACUCGUGGACGGAGUUCGACGAUCACCAGCCCAAUCCGAAGAAGCUGGACGACAUCCUCGCGCUCAAGGGUGGGGGCGACCACCACAUGGGAUACCUCCUCAUGUACAAGGCGCAGUACAUCUGA